AGCACCCGUUCUUCCCCACCAUGAGUUCGUUUCUACCGCAUGUAUGCAUGAUUUUGUAGAAAGUCAAUAAAAGACAAAGAUUUUCGGCGACCACAGGUCGGUGUAGCAUAGAGUUACAUUUCUCUCUAAAGAUUCUUUAUCUUGAUGCUAUGUGUGUCCUCCGAUGGCCUGGUGAUAGCAGUAGAGAAAAUUUCGCUCUUGGACGAGAAGCAGUAUGAGGUUUUCCCGGAACGCCGAUGGCUGUGUCGUGCGUUCUCGGUCUCACAUCUCCAGCCCUCGUGUAUAAACGUAUGUGAAUAUCAAAGCCCCGGCCCCCGAGUAAAGACAAACUUACGACUCAGUGCUGUUGUAGAUAGAAGAAGCCCAACGAUGAGUGGAGACGGUGCAAGCGCGACGACCACUAUCGUCGUGCCGUCUUCGGACGAGGUCGCACCUGAGGUAGAUACUUCUACCGGGGCGGCACUUGCCACAGCGGACGAAGACGCUGGUCCACCAAAGCUCCCGGUCGAGAAUGAGGACGAGACAACGGACGAGGAACUGCGUUCCUUAUCAAAUGUAAAAAUGUCUGGGUCUGGGAGGAUGGAACUUGUCAUGCUAAAUCUAAUUCAUGCAAGAAAUCUGUGUUGCGUGAUUACCAACAGCCGUCGUUUUUUACCGAGUUGAGAGGGAAUUUCUCAUGCAGGAUCAGCAUGCUAGAGAUCUCACAGAGUUUGUCAUGCUAGGCGCUGCAUUCCAGACCUCAUGAGUCAUAGAAAACCCGCAUGACAAACCUGGCAAUCUUCCAGACACAGACAUUUUUGCAUUUGAUACUCCUGGUACUUGUACGACAUUGCGAACUCGGUGUACUCGGCCCCGGCCAUGGCCAUGCUGAACAACUUGCAGCACAUCGGGCUGGCGACCUGGAACGGUUGCAAUAACGUGAAGGAGGAAACCAACGGCGCGGUCCAGUGCGACUCGAAGGGUGAGCUCCCCGACAACAGCGACCGCGAGCUAGAGACCGAUAUCGGGCUGCGGCCGAGCUCCGUCACCUUUUUGGUGAUCGCCCUGUCCGUGUUUUUCCAGGCGAUCGCCUACAUUUCCCUUUCCGCGUACGCGGACUACGGGAAAAACAAGAAGCUGCUCCUGCGCCGCACCUGCAUGGCGGGCUGCCUCUGCGGGUCCCUAUUUGCCUUCUGCGUGGACCCCGCUUUGUGGUGGGUGGUGUCCUUGCUGAUCGUGUUCACGGGCGUCUUCCACGGCCUCUCCAUCGUGUACUACAACGCUUACUUGCCUUUGAUGGUGCGGAACCAUCCCGAGUACAAGCUGGUGGCGCAACAAGAAGUUGAGAAGCAGCAGUCCACCGGCGUGAAGACGAGUCAGGAGCGCGAAGAGGACGACUCUACGCUGGCGAAGGACGAAAGCGGAACGAAGAACGUGGAAGCCACCAGUAGUUCCGUGCUCACGGAGGAGCGGUUGUCCUCGGAGUUUUCGAACCGUGGCUUUGCCUACGGCUACGUUUCCUCCGCCAUCGCCUGCGUUCUCGUUGCCGGCAUUCUCUUCGCCACCGGCCCCGAGAAGGACAGCAGCCGGGAUACCUACAAGGACCGCUUCGGCUUCGUCGUCCUCGGUGCGUGCAGCUUGCUGUGCGCGCUGUUCUGGCUCGGUGCCGGGCUGCGGUCCGCCGCCGGGCUGAAGGACCGAGAGGGGCCCGAGCUGCAAACGAGUGAGGAGUGGGCGGAAACCAUGGGUGGCGCGCACGUGCGCGUGACCGCGUGGACUGCGGUCAGGUUUUCGUGGAGGCGGACUUACCGUGCGCUUGUUUUGCUGUUCCGCCCGGAAAAUCGAAAUAUGUGCCGGUUCAUGAUGGCCUACUUUCUGUUCUCCGACGGGUACAGCACCAUUGCGAAUGCUGGAAUCAUCUACGCGCAAGUGGAUUUGAAGAUUGCGACGAUGUGGCUCGGCGUCAUCCUGGUGGAGGUGGUGUUUUUCAAUUUUGUCGGAGUCAAGUUCUUCCACUGGCUCUUCAGCGGGAACCCGGCAAAGGGGAAGCCCGCCGUCCGCGCCAAGGUCGCGAUGCAAAUCCUGCUCGUGUUGUACAUGAUAUCGAGCGUGAUUGCCUUUUUUACGCUGCACUUGGGGCUGCCUGCCCUGCUCUUCUUCGGCUUCGCGCACGGCAUGCUGUUGGGAACCUGCCAAAGCUACUCUCGCGUGCUGUUCUCCAGUCUGGUGCCGAAGGGACUGGAGGCGCAGAUGUUUGCGCUGUACGAAAUCUCCGACAAGGGAAGCAGUUGGAUCGGCCCGACAGUGCUGGCGAUUAUUGCACAGUUCACCUCCGUGCGCUACGGCUUUUUCUGGGUCUUUCUAGCCUUCUUCAUUGGCUUUCUGCUACUGCACCCGCUCAACCUCGACGAAACCAGUCAGCAGCGAAACCAAAACUUCGAACUCGACGCCGGAGCGCACGAGUGGGAAAAGCGCACUUCCACCCGCAGUUCUUCCCGGGUGGGAAAUGCUAAACUUCGGUCGGAGGCCAGCACCCAAUCCGGCAUUGACUACACUCCUCAGAAAGACAAAGAACCCGCCUGAUAUUAACCAGGCAACUAGUGUCCUGAUAUGAACCCCGCAGGUUUACACUGACUCCCAUGCUGCACUUCAUUUUCGCAUCCAUCUCCUGUCCUGCGAGACCGGGCCGCACAACUGAAUCUUUGUUUCGAUUCGAUUAUUGCAUUGAAGAUGCCCCUGUAGUGUACUCGUUUCCGCAACCGCUACCACUGCGCUGGUAGACGUGAGCGCUGCAUUUGCAAGAUACGACGGCAUACUACAGUUUCUUGUUACGACCUCUUCGUUUCGCCCGUUGCAGAUUUAGUCCGUUGUACUUAGAUACGAAUGAAUGGAUUGUAGAUGUUGGACACAAAGAAG
Molecule: messenger RNA, 2895 nt
Organism: Amoebophrya sp. A120
Lineage: Eukaryota; Dinophyceae; Syndiniales; Amoebophryaceae
Source: the annotation of a GenBank genome assembly